AACAAGUGUGUUGAUAGUAUUGAACGUAUUAUUUUGAGGACAAUUUUGUGAUCAUGUUUAAAAACAAUCAUCAAUAUUAUAUAUAUUGAGAAAACUUAUUUACAUAAGGAUUGUUUUGUUAGCCGGUUAUUAAAGUAUAAUUAAACUCUUAUUUUACAAAUAUAACCUAUAAAAUACAAAAUGAAUACAGACGAAGAAAUUGGAAAAAUAUGUAUACCAGGGAUGCGAUUAACUCCAUCAAAUAACGAUUAUAUCUCCGGACCGGGAACAUACGAACUGAAAGGCUAUAUUUAUGCAUCACUAGCAGGAAUACUCAAAAUGGAAAUACAUCCAAUAACAAAGGCAAACAAAGUAACAGUUGUAAGUUCCAGAACACCCAGUGUACUGCCAAUGACCGGAGACAUAGUUACAGCAAAAGUAACAGUGGUUAACUCUAGACAAGUACAAUGCACAAUACUAUGUGUUGGACCAUUUGUCCUAGCUAGGCCCUACAAAGGUAUUCUUAAGAAAGAAGAUAUUAAAUUAAUAGGUAAAGAUAGAAUAGACCCUUACAAGUGUUUUAGACCUGGUGAUGUUAUAUUGGCAAGAGUGCUUCCAAUGACUGAGAUCCACUGGUAUCAUCUUUCAACUGCUGAGAAUGAACUUGGAGUUGUUAUAGCUACAGCAGAAGGUUCACCGCAAGGAGUUAGCAUGGUUCCCAUCAGCUGGUCAGAAAUGCAAUGUCCAAAAUCUCUGAUAAAAGAAUCGAGAAAAGUUGCAAGAGUAAUACCCGAAAAUAUAAAUGAAUCAUUAUUUCCUAUUAAUACUAAAAAUGAAGUAGAAGAAAAUGGCCAUGAAUAAUAAUAAUUAAAGAAUAUAU
Molecule: messenger RNA, 859 nt
Organism: Nymphalis io (European peacock)
Lineage: Eukaryota; Metazoa; Arthropoda; Insecta; Lepidoptera; Nymphalidae
Gene: Csl4
Product: exosome complex component CSL4
Exons: 3
Coding region: 181-840 (219 amino acids)
Biological process (GO): RNA processing
Cellular component (GO): nuclear exosome (RNase complex); cytoplasm
Molecular function (GO): RNA binding
Source: RefSeq, a predicted model, not a curated record